Schistosoma haematobium is the source of this 2563-nucleotide messenger RNA. RefSeq names its product Y box binding protein 1. Bases 1 to 654 code for a protein of 217 amino acids. Gene Ontology annotation, cellular component: nucleus. The transcript has 4 exons. Gene Ontology annotation, biological process: regulation of gene expression. Gene Ontology annotation, molecular function: nucleic acid binding. NCBI's taxonomy places the organism in Eukaryota, Metazoa, Platyhelminthes, Trematoda, Strigeidida, Schistosomatidae. The record is from RefSeq and is a predicted model, not a curated record.
AUGGCAGACACUAGACCAGCUGAAAAAGAUGAACAGCAGAAACAAAACACGCCACGCAAGGUGAUGGAAGAGCGUGUCAAAGGCGUGGUUAAGUGGUUCAAUGUGAAGGCUGGAUAUGGCUUCAUCAACCGUCAGGACACAUCCACGGACAUAUUUGUGCACCAAUCGGCGAUUUCACGUAACAAUCCAGAAAAGCUUCAGCGUUCACUCCAGGAGGGGGAAGAGGUGGAGUUUUAUGUUGUUGAGGGAGACAAGGGCGACGAAGCAUCCGAAGUGACAGGCCCUGGGGGUGAACCUGUUAAAGGCAGUGUGUACGCAGCUUUGCGUGGACGUGGACGCAGCCCACGAGUGUUUAACAUGCGUGGGAGAGGUCGUGGGAUGGGACCUGGUGGAUUCUCUAGCAAUCAAGACUUUGUGCCUUACUACGGUCCUCGGGGUCGAGGCCGCGGCCGUGGUGGCUCAGAAAUGUAUGGAGGUGGUUACGAAUUUAUGGAUCGUGGUGGGAGAGGCCGCGGGUUCCGUGGACGUGGAAGACCUCGUGGUCGUGGGUUUAGGGGAUCCGGUGGGUUCGAAUCUCGGGGUCGCAGUGGUCCUCGUGGAGGAAGAGAUAAUUAUCAUAACGAGGAUGGCUCACCGGAUAUGCGAGACGCUUAAAAUCCUCUGGUCAAAUACUGAGAAAUGUCAUUUUAGAAAUCUAUGUAUUCUGUCAGCAUUCAUAUAUGCAUGUCUACGUUUCAACUCAAUUGUUUAAUCAUCCAACUUGCAGCACAUUGGAUUGUCACUUGUCUUUAUGGUAUUUCGGAUGUACACCAACUUUUUCCCUUCCUCAGUUUCGACGUCUAACUGGUCAAACUUGAGUGUCCAAUUUUUGAAUCCAGAGUUCCUGUGGGUAUAUUCAACAUGUUUCAUUCGAUCUUACAGCCUUAGCUUUCUGCGCUUUUCGAUGCAUUUCUUGCCUAUCAGGGCUUUCCAUCUGAACUUGAUUACUUUUCUAUUGUUUCAUAUCUACUUACUUCCGUCUGCCAAUGCUUGAAGGUUCAGACCAUUUGAGAAAGUCAGAGAUCUGACUCGUCAGCCAUUGGUGAUUAUACUUUUCUGUAGAAUGUGCAUUCUUCUGUCAUCUUGUGUGGAUAUCUGGUGCUGUAUGGUUUGACUUUUUUCGUAAUCAAAUAUGCAUUUUGAUACUUGAUAAAAUUUCUUUAGAGUAAUAAUUUGCAUUCUAUUUCUCGUGAAAGGCUUGGGUAUGUGUUUUGUGAGCGACAGUUCUAUCUCGAUCCCUGAUAAGCGCAAAGUUAAGCUCAUCAGUAAGAUUGAGUCGUAAUUACAAAAUGUCCCUCACCACUAGCUCCGAUAUGUGGGGUCUAUUGCGUCUCACUUUGAAUUCGAUUGCAUCGACUUCAAAAGUGGCGUGUCCAUGCUGGACUAAAUAAUCAGGGGUUCCACUCUUCGUCCUCGAUGUUUUCUGCAACUUGACAGAUGUCCGACGAGAUAGCCUGACUGCACUGUUGCUGAUGUACUGGAGGUGUCUUCGUGUGGGCUGUCAUUUUGUGAUGCGCGAAGAACGGCUGUGUCGCGUAAGGCCGGGUGUUCGGCUUAGUGGUAUUGACUACCGCAUACCGGGCUCGUCUAGUGUUAUUUUUAGUGUAGUAGCAACAUUUGCAGUCGAUGGAUCUUAAACUAUUAUAAACUGACUCACAGUCACGUGUUCAUGAUUGUGAAGUCAUAGUUUGAAUAGCCCUAGGUGAUAAGAAGCCGUUUGUACAUGUUGAAUUGCGUGAUAUUCCAGCGAAGUAUUUGUGUCUCAUUUGUUUGCAGACGGUUAUUGGUCUGUCGAUGUGUGAUGUUCAGUGGUAUAGGAGUAGGUUGGGAGAAAGGGGCGGCCAGACCAAAACAUGGCACAAGUCCAUGAAGUCACUGACAAGUGGACUGAGUCAUAUUGGUAGGUGUAGACUACCUGGUUGGGGACCACGAGAUGAUAGCAACCGAUGGUUAGAGACCCUGAAUGACAUGGCUCAAAAUCGUUUGCAAGGGCGCAAGUGCACACAAUCUUUUUGUCCUCCUAAAUUUAUUUCACCUUAUUAUACUCCUUAAGUAACAUCUCCAAACCCUAAUGUUUCCGAUUACUGCUUAUACUCUUAUUACCUCUACCACUACGGGAUUCGAAUCGACAACUGCGUCUCUGUGCUAAUGUGGAAUGGCAACUCGAACUGAUGUACGUAAGUAUGAAGUUUUACGUUACUGAUUGGUAUGUGGUCUGAAAUGUUAGCUGGGUAUUAAUGUACUGGCGUGCUCAAUGCUGAUGGUGAGGUUCGUCGUUUAUGGUAGGUCCCACUGCAGUUUGGGCGACCGCAAUUGUCCUUGCACCUUACAUAUAUUUUGUGGCCUUAUUUAUAAACCGGGUAGACAACCGCACUUGCUGGUCGGCCAAAACGUCCCGCCAGCCUUUUGCUGGUAAAUUUGUUUGAGAUACAUCUACGCAUGGUGUUUUCUUUUAACUAAACAUGGCUGUCAUUUUAAUACGCUAUGCGGCAUGUUCACUGAGUGCACUGUACAGAGUUUAUGA